CGGCGGCGGCGGCGGCGGCGGCUAUGAAGUGGCCCCCGGUGGCCCGGAGCCCGAGCGUACCGAAGCAGGGAAGCGAGGGAGCCCAGCGCCCGGGCCCCGGGCAGCACCAGCGGGGUGCCGCGUCUGGGGAUUAAGGGCUGGAGGGAACUGCGCGAUGGAGCUGGAGCGAGCCGGGGAGGAUUCAGACUCGCGAAGCCAGGCCUCCAUCCCUCUGGGGCCCUGAGCUCCCCCCGGACAGCUGCGCUCUCUCUGGACUCCAGCCUGACCAGACUUCCUAAACCUGCUUCUGCAAUGGGUGGGUUGUAAGCGCUGGUAAUGAGGAGCUGUGGGUCCAGUCAGCCUUGGAGAUGCCGAAGAGACGGGACAUCCUUGCUAUCGUGCUCAUUGUGCUGCCCUGGACGCUGCUCAUCACUGUCUGGCAUCAGAGCCCCAUUGCUCCACUGCUCACUGUGCACAAGGAUGACGGGAGUGACUCCAGGCGGGACCCCAGCGCGGACUCCCGGGAGUACUGCAUGUCCGACCGGGACAUCGUGGAGGUGGUGAGGACCGAGUACGUGUACACGCGUCCCCCGCCCUGGUCAGACACGCUGCCCACCAUCCACGUGGUCACCCCCACCUACAGCCGCCCAGUGCAGAAGGCCGAGCUGACGCGGCUGGCCAAUACCCUGCUCCACGUCCAGAACCUCCACUGGCUGGUGGUGGAGGACGCCCCGCGCCGCACGCCCCUGACUGCGCGCCUCCUCCGGGACACCGGCCUCAACUACACCCACCUGCACGUGGAGACGCCGCGGAACUACAAGCUGCGGGGGGACGCCAGGGACCCGCGCAUCCCGCGGGGCACCAUGCAGCGCAACCUGGCCCUGCGCUGGCUCCGGGAGACCUUCCCUCGCAACGCCAGUCAGCCCGGCGUGGUCUACUUCGCUGACGACGACAACACCUACAGCCUGGAGCUCUUUGAGGAGAUGCGCAGCACAAGGAAGGUGUCCGUGUGGCCCGUGGCCUUUGUGGGAGGUCUUCGCUAUGAAUCCCCGCGGGUGAAUGGGGCAGGGAAAGUCAUUGGAUGGAAGACCGUUUUUGACCCCCACCGGCCAUUUGCCAUUGAUAUGGCUGGCUUCGCGGUCAACCUCCGGCUCAUCCUGCAACGGAGUCAAGCCUACUUCAAGCUUCGAGGAGUCAAGGGCGGCUACCAGGAGAGCAGCCUUCUCCGUGAGCUCGUCACCCUCAAUGACCUGGAGCCCAAGGCUGCCAACUGCACCAAGAUUCUCGUCUGGCACACACGAACAGAGAAGCCGGUGCUGGUGAACGAGGGGAGAAAAGGCUUCACUGACCCCAAUGUGGAGAUCUGACACAGGGGACCCAGGAGACUCCCUCUCAAAGACCCUGCUCUUGGCCCAAGAGCACUCUCCCCCCCGGCCGUGGGGGCCCUCAUGGCAGACUCCUGAGCAAUCCCUGUCACCUGUCCUUCCAUCCUGGAGGCUUACAGAGGAAGCCUAAUGGGACAUAAGGAAUUAAGAAAAAAUCAUCGAAAGCACAGAAACCCCAGGCUUGUUGUUCUCUUCUGCCCAAGAUGACCAAGAGAUUGAGUGGGAGAUCCUGGGAAGUGGGGAGUCCCGCCGAUGUCAAGCAGGAGCCCUGGGGAGACGGCCCAAUGCCUCUGCAUUCUUCCUGAAGAAUUUCCCAGCCCACACCCAGGCCCGAAGCUGCCACCAAGAUUGUGACCCCAAAUGACUCGGUGUGGGAGCUAGCGGGGGCCACAGGAGGCACCCACGGGGAGAAGUGCUCCCUUUCUCUUGGCUCCUUCCACUCCAGCUGGGAUGUAUAACAUUGCACAACACAGGACAGCCAGAGCGUUUCAAAAACCCAGAAAUGACUGAGAGAACAUGUGAAAUCUCUCCUCCCUCUGCCCCUUCCUUCCCCCAGCUCCUCUCCUUGUCUCCUUCCUGCGAGUUGUUCCAGAAUCAGACAUACCUCUCUCCAGCCUGGGUGGAUUUCUUUGGUUCAUGUUUACAGAACUUUUGGCUGUGUUAAACCCUGGCACCUGACUAACCUUGUCUGGGGGCCUGAUCCUGUUGGCAGGCACCUACCUCAGGUUGCAAUGGAACUGGCUUUUCUGUUCUGUCCCUUCUCAGAACCAGCACCAGUUGAGACACCACCUCUUGCACUAGGAAGAAAUCAAGUAACCCUGUUCUAAAAUGCUGAACCUGGGUUAUAGCAAGGCCCCUUUCCUAGAGUCAGCCAGGAUAGGGAAAGGCGUAUGGAAAGGGGAAGGGGCCGAGAUGGUCCAGCAAGGCUGGAAUCCCUUUCCCUGUGUCUCUGAGACUAGUCAGUCAACCAUCAGGCCUGAGAAUAUUAGGAAUACCUGCCCAAAGGUGGGGAGAGGGAAAAGAGAAGGGGGAUGGAAGCAGAGUACAGGUAGAGAUUCCUUCUAGCUGAGCACAGGACAUGGGAUUGGGACGAUGUGGUGUGGCUCUGUGGCUGUCACCCACCCCUUCAAUUUUGUGAGCUUCAGAAUAAUAGCAGGGACCGAAGGAAAACAGCCAAGAUAACCUGGAUGCUGAACAGGGAGAGGAGCUGAGCACAGAUGAUAGAUUGGAAAUUAUUUUUUAAAAAACAAAAUGGAGAGAAAAACUUACCUUCUCAUUGAGCCAGGAGCAGCCAGAUCAAGCUCCCUUUAUUUCCAAAAGUCACUGGCCGCCUCAUUCCUUCUCCACACCACAGAACAAAACAAAUCUCCUUCCUCCCUUUUCACCCCCUCCAGUUCCAUUAACUACCACACCUUGGGCUUGUGGUUUUCGGUUUGUAGAACAUAAAGGCUCUCCCACUGGAUUGCUCUGAUAGAACCCUGCCCCAAAUUCUUUCCCUUCUUUCCUAUUCUCCUGGCUGCCCCAUCUAUUUUUCAUCCAUAAUUUCUCUCUCCCAUUCCAUUCCCUCCUUCCUUCUCUUUCACUCUCCCCUUUGAAAGUUGGAAGCACAAUUUUCCUCCAUGAUGAAGGAAAAAGAAGGGAUCCUACAAAAACAGACUAAUUUUUCUUAACCCCUAACAGCCAAUAUCAUAUUUAAACUUAUCGGGUGUCUCUUGAGGACUAAGGGGUAUGCAUGACCCACUCCUGAGUUGGAAUGGGUUUUCAGAGGGGCAGCCUUGCAGUGUUAUCCUAUUAUUUAAAAAUGAUAGUGGUGACUGCCAAUUUUGAGAUGUACUUUUAAUGUCCCUCAAUAUUUAUAAAGUCACCUCAGAUGGAAAGCAGGAAACUGGAACUGAGCUGAGCAUGAACUGGGUUUUUCCCAACAGCUUUUAUUUAAUUGUUUCUUUAAAUUUAGGGUUGGUUUUAUUUUUGUGGGUUUUUUUUUUUUUUUUUGCUGUUAUUUUUGUUUUAGGAAGCACCUCCUGUUGGGUGAAGAUGGGUUAAGAGAGACAGAAAAUUUCAGGAUAGGCUGAAUUACAGUUUCCCUGAGCCUGGGCCCGGAUAGGACAAGAGACCACCAUCAUGCCCCUUUCUAGGAACCAGCCCUGGUAGUCCAAUUUAGGCAGGGCAUUGGCUGGUCUUAGCAAAAGCAGAUCUGCCCGAUCAGAAACCCAUGCCUCCUUUUCAAACAAAAGUAAACAGAAAAGGAGGAAGGGGGAACAUUAAAAAAUAACACCAAAAUUUCCAGAUGCUAGUCUAGUAGUUCUCACCAAGAAUCUUCUUUUUGCUGCAUGUAUAUUUAUUUAUAAUCAUCAUCCCAGAAGAUUGCAGCUUUCAUCUUUGCUGGGGAAUGAACUUGUUGUAGAGCAGAGGGCCCGUGUCCCUGACUGUAAACGUUAGCUCCAAACCCAGUCCCUUCCCUCACCUGGGGACCCCCACCUCAGGGGGAGUGAUGCCAGUAGGACUGGGAGAUCCCAGGAACAUAGGCUGAGUGAGAUGGAGCCUCUUUCAGCUGCACCAUCUCUUCUCAGUUUUAAUUGAACUGUAUUUAAUUUCUUUUAAAAAUUAAAAGUCAAAUAUGGUUUUUAACAGUCAUAA
Molecule: messenger RNA, 4001 nt
Organism: Antechinus flavipes (yellow-footed antechinus)
Lineage: Eukaryota; Metazoa; Chordata; Mammalia; Dasyuromorphia; Dasyuridae
Gene: B3GAT1
Product: beta-1,3-glucuronyltransferase 1
Exons: 7
Coding region: 348-1346 (332 amino acids)
Biological process (GO): chondroitin sulfate proteoglycan biosynthetic process; carbohydrate metabolic process
Cellular component (GO): Golgi membrane
Molecular function (GO): galactosylgalactosylxylosylprotein 3-beta-glucuronosyltransferase activity
Source: RefSeq, a predicted model, not a curated record